CAUCAUCAGAACGUCCGCCAGCAAAACGACACGAGUCUUUCUCUCUCUCUUCGCUCUCGCUGGAGAAGUUUUUGCGGAGAGGCGAGCGAUUGGUGCGUUGAAGAAGCAAAAGCAAGCUGAUUGCGCUGUCUUCGGGAAGGAUUCUUCCGUCGCCAAUGGUCAAAGCUCCGCCUGCUUCACUGAUCUUGUAGCUUCCACUUCAGAAGCUCUUGACGACGGAUCGAAGGAUUCAAUUCAUGGCUCUUGCCUCCUCCCCGCUCGCUGCCACCUUGUUGAUCGCUCUCGCCUUCUCGAUCUUCGCGGUUUCGCGCUCCGUGCCCUUCAUCGUCUUGCAUGGCAUUGGAGAUCAGUGCUCUAAUCGAGGGAUUACACAGUUCACUGAGCUUUUGAGCGAAUAUUCUGGCGCUGAAGGGUUUUGCAUAGAAAUUGGGGAUGGAGCAUGGGAUUCAUGGUUUAUGCCUCUUGACGACCAGGCUAGAGCUGUUUGUGACCAGGUGAAAGAAAUGAAAGAACUAAGCCAGGGUUACAACAUAGUUGGUCUCUCUCAGGGAAACUUGAUAGGACGGGGUGUUAUUGAGUUCUGCGAUGGAGGACCCCCUGUCAAGAAUUUUAUCUCUUUAGGAGGACCGCAUGCUGGUACUGCUUCUGUUCCUCUAUGUGGUACCGGACCACUAUGCAUUAUUGCUGACCGCCUUAUCAAGUCACACAUUUACAGUGAUUAUAUUCAGGCUCAUCUGGCUCCGAGUGGUUAUCUCAAACUACCAAAUGCUAUUUCAGACUAUUUGGCCAAAUGUAGGUUUCUUCCAAGGCUUAACAACGAACUCCCUGAUGAGAGAAAUUCCACUUACAAGGAACGGUUUAGUAGCUUGGAGAACUUGGUGCUUAUAAUGUUUGAACAUGACACAGUUUUGAUCCCCAAGGAAACCUCCUGGUUCGGAUAUUAUCCAGAUGGUGCAUUCAAUCCGAUAAUGUUUCCAAAUGAGACGCAGCUUUACACAGAGGACUGGAUUGGUUUGAGAAGUUUGGACGAAGCCGGGAGGGUUCAGUACGUUAGCGUCCCAGGAAACCAUCUCGGCCUAUCCAGAGACAAUAUGAAAAAGUAUGUUGUUCCUUACUUGGAAGAACAGAAAACAGGAACCCGCGAUCGGGUCAGGGAUGGAGAAUCAGCUGAAGUGCCGCUUCGUCAGAGAUUGUCAUCAUCCCUCAAGAGUUUCAUUAGUGAUUUGCUUGAGCUCACUGAGGAGAAGCCAUUAGCAGCCUAUUGAUUCAGAUGAAUACAUGAUAUGGUACUCGACCACCUUACGAUAGUGUUACAAAAGAAAACUGUCGGAUUGCUUGUUCCAUUGUACUAUAAGCGUAAUUGCACUCGAAACCUUUCUUACGGUCAAUUGGUCGUGUGGUAUAUACGGUCUUGUAAUUGGAGAUGAUACUCAGGUUGUCGUGAGACGAUGCUUUACUUGUAUACUCGUCUGAUCUAUCAGGUGAUCAGUCUUUUUAUUAUUUGUACAUGGAGCAAUUGUCUUUCUCGCA
This is a messenger RNA of Syzygium oleosum, 1530 nucleotides long. RefSeq lists its product as uncharacterized. Bases 237 to 1265 code for a protein of 342 amino acids. Gene Ontology annotation, molecular function: thiolester hydrolase activity. The transcript has 12 exons. Gene Ontology annotation, cellular component: intracellular membrane-bounded organelle. The record is from RefSeq and is a predicted model, not a curated record. Lineage: Eukaryota; Viridiplantae; Streptophyta; Magnoliopsida; Myrtales; Myrtaceae.